This is a messenger RNA of Spinacia oleracea (spinach), 3809 nucleotides long. RefSeq lists its product as uncharacterized. The record is from RefSeq and is a predicted model, not a curated record. The transcript has 7 exons. Lineage: Eukaryota; Viridiplantae; Streptophyta; Magnoliopsida; Caryophyllales; Amaranthaceae. The coding region runs from base 194 to 3232 and encodes 1012 amino acids.
GUUUUCGAUUGCCGAACCAAAAGGAUGUUUCGGAAUGGUUAACCCCCUACGAACACCCUGGCCUGGCUGAUGGUAGGGGUACUCACGGCCUCACGGAGUCACGGGGUUGUGUUGUGCCUUAAGGGCGGGAAAGCGCGCGGUACACAAAAUUGAAGAAUCAACGUAGAGAGAGAAAGAGCAGCAACAUCAGAAAAUGGAGAGAGAGAGCGCAGGCGACGAUUUACAGAGCUUGAUAGAAGCCAUUAAAGCAUCGGAACUUGUCGAGACUCGUAUUCAGCUGAUCGCGAAGCUUGGGGUUCCAGUGCCACCUAAUAAAAGUUCGGACUUGGAUGCUCUUCUAGAAUUUUUCAUUACAUUAUGGGAAGGCUUUACAUGUCUGGAUGAGUCUCAGUGCUUACUGAACAAAGCAAUGUUAGAUGUGGCUGCCAAAUACCUAGAAGGAGACAGCUUCGGUGGCCAGGAGAAGUUUCUCACCCUGGGGGCUAAGGCUAGUGAGUGGUGUGCGAAGCAUCUAAAGAUGACACUUAUGUCAACUGAUGAUUCUCAAGAAGAGGAGCAUUGCAGUGUCUUUUUUCAGUUGCUGUUGGAGUGUUUGAACUUUUCUGUUGGUUGCUUUUUGUUGGUGAUAAGAAACCCGACAUUUGGAGAUGAGGGGUUGAUGGAUGCCCUUGUCAAGUUCAUCUUGGAGAAUCUGAACCUGAUUAAAGAUUUGAUUUCUGAAUUCAAGAAAAUUCAUUUAUCCACUUCAGAAUUACUGAAGGGAGUUGAGUUGGUUCUAGAUUCUGUGAUGAAACUCUGCAAAGUGUAUUCACAAACUGUAAACUGGGACCUGUGUGGUCAGAUAGCUGUUAAAGAUAGCAGUGGUUUGGAUGGAGAAGGAGGUGCAGACUUAAAUUAUGUUGUUAAAAUAAUCAAAUGUACUAUAGAGAAGCUUUCUGAACUGGGGACCCUAGCUGCAGAUAGUGGUGGAAGCCUGGUUACUGUUCUGAAUUUGUCAUGGAAAGGUGUUGUUUCCCUGCUCCAGCUUGGAGAAGGAAAAUUGGCAGAGAAAGUAAAUAUAGGAGACAUCAUUCUGAUUCUCUUCUCUCUGGCUACCGAUUCACUGAAAUGUGCUGCUGAAUCUUGGUAUUCCUCAGUUGGUCAAACAAUUUCAGUUACUGAAGCAAAAAGGGCAUUACUUCCAAUAAAAUUUUACCUGAUCAAUGCAGUUAGGAUUUCUUCUCAAUACCCACAUCAAGCAUUUUCAGUAUACCAGGAAGCCACUCUUUGUAUCUUGCUGCUUACAACCUUGAGAGUUACAUUCAGCAGCGAGACAAGUCUGAAAAAUGUCUGUGAAGCUAUGGAAGAACUCUUGAAGCCUACAUCUCUUCAUGUACUGAAGUCUUUACUAAAUUCAGCACAACUGUGUAAAGAUCAGAAACUCAAAAUUCUUGAUUGGUUAUUUGCUUUUGAUAGAGGCUUACCCUCCAGCAAUUCACAUCAGGACACUGACAUCCAAAAAGGUUUGUUGGAUGAAAUAUUCUCAGUGACAUGUGAAGCUAUGCCUACAGCCAGAACAUUGUUGCUUGGUCAGGUUGCCCUUUUUAUUGAUCUACUAAAAGUUUGUCCUGAUCUAGAAGAGAAUGUAAUACUUGGGAUCACUACAAAAAUGCAGUUGUGUUUGGAUGUUCUGGUUGAUGAAGAGGUUUAUUCAUCUGCUUUGGUUUUACUGAUUCCUGCAUCAUUUGCUGAUGGCAAAUCAUCAAUUCUGACUUGGGAGCCUUUUUUGGUUUCUUUUCUGCGUGCGCUAAAGAUCUUUAUGAUAGUUAUCUCUAGAACUCAAGUUUGGAGUGAAAUGGAGUUGUUCCUACUUCAUAACUUCUUUCAUCCUCACUUUCUUUGCUGGGAGAUCAUCAUGGAACUGUGGUGCUUUUUAGUGCGUCAUGCCGAGGACACCACAGUCAAUGCUGUUAUAGAUAAACUCUGUUCAUUAUACAAAAUGAUUGCAUCUUCUAAUUCCCUUAGGACUCUGCAUUGCACAUCGUUGAGGAAAAUGGCAAGAUCAAUGUGUCUACUUCUUUCUUCAUGUACCCCAUCCACGGUUGAUCGAGUUUAUAGGAUCAUUAUGACUGAUGACAGAUCGCACGAUUCUGCAGUCAUGUAUGCAGCUUUGUUAAUGGAAGGCUUCCAGCUGAAUUUAUUAUCAGAUAACUUGAAGAUUGCUGCCACUGAGAGAAUCUUUAGUGAGUAUAUUCACUUUGUUGAUAACUAUACGGAAAGUCCAUUGGACUCGUGUAGUUCUGAUGCCCUAAUGCUACCAGCUAUCGCACUUUGCUCUGCCUUGCAAUCAAUGCAAAUUGAUGCUUCCGGAAUUGAUAGGAAGACAUUAAAAUUCUUAUUAGUUGUUCUCCAAACAUAUAAGAAGUCUACAGACAGGAUCACCAAGAACAAUUGUUGCAGGCUUUUAAGUGAAGCACUGGGGAUUAUAUCAACUGCAAAACACCUAUAUGGCAAUGAUCAAAUGGAAGACAUAAUCAUUGAACUAAAAAACAUGUUCAUCUCAGGACCAACUGGUGGGGAAUCUGAAUUGCAGAAGUGCAAGAGUGCCCUAGCUUCGUUCAUGUCUAGCUUGGGUCAUAUGGAAAUGGCAGAAAAUGAAGAAAAUGAAAAGACUUCAGCUGUGUUGCAUUUAUAUCAUAUGCUGCUAAGAGAGAGACACUGGGCCCUCAUUCAUCUUGCAAUAUCUGCAUUUGGAUAUUUUGCUGCCCGCACUUCUUGCCGUCAACUUUGGAGAUUUGUCCCACCUGAUGCAGCACUAUCAUAUGAUGGAAACACCGGAACUGAUAUAAAUGAGGAAAAGUUUAUGUCCGAGUUGAAGGUGAUCCUGGAGAAAGAGGCAGCUCUUCCUGCAGCAACAGCUUCUACCACUGAGCAGCUUCAACUUGUUUUGAAGGAUGGUCUUAUUCUAAGAGAGCUAUUUCAGAAGGAUUCACACCUCAGUAUAGAUGCUAUGGAGUGUGACAUCAAGGUGACGCGUCGUGAAAAUAUAUCCAACAAAAGGAGGAAACUUCCUGAUGGAUUUUGUAGAGGAAUGGAGUUGUUGCAGAAUGGUUUGAAAACCAUGAAGGAUGGUCUGUCUCUAUGUCAACAAGAUCAGCCUGAUUCUAUUGAGGUUGAUGAUAAGAUCUUGAUUCAGUUCUCUCAUCUUGAAGAUAUGGUUAAUCGGUUGGUAGGGUUGGCUGAUGAUGGAUGAACUGUCAGGGGCACAAGAUUAUACAUCUUCAGAAUAACAAACGAAGCAGGGGGGUUGGUUCGACCUUCAUUACUCGCUUUCAUUUGUUUGCAAACAAGGGAUUGGUUUCCUUCUCUGUCUAGUACAAUGUUGGUGGCUUCUGGAUGGACGUUGUAACGCUCUUCAUGAACUAGAUUUAGUCGCUUCGCCAUGUUGGUUUACUCGAUAUAACUCACAGAAGCCAUUCUGUUUAUGUUGGAUCAUUGUUACACAAAUCAAAUGACUACAUUUCUGAUUUCUGGUUGGUAAAGAAGAUAUCUGUCAUUUGACAGUUUCUGCACACCAAUUAUUGAUGAACUAGCCUAUUGACUACGUUGCAAAAUGAAGGAUCUGCGAGGUUGGUUUUAUCUGAGAUGGAGAAUAACGAGAUCAUAUUGCACAACAAACACCAGACAAAUGUUGCUGACUUGUGAUGGUUCCGUAAAGUUGCCUGUGUAAUUUUGAGUUUACUUGUAAAUAACAUUUACCUAUAAGAUGCUGGUUUAGUUGUCAUGUACGUCGAGUCCGUCAAUUAUUUUUCUUCUUGUUUGGUUUAAAA